This is a messenger RNA of Malus domestica (apple), 1847 nucleotides long. RefSeq names its product glucan endo-1,3-beta-glucosidase 2-like. Lineage: Eukaryota; Viridiplantae; Streptophyta; Magnoliopsida; Rosales; Rosaceae. Gene Ontology annotation, molecular function: hydrolase activity, hydrolyzing O-glycosyl compounds. The record is from RefSeq and is a predicted model, not a curated record. Gene Ontology annotation, biological process: carbohydrate metabolic process. Gene Ontology annotation, cellular component: plasma membrane.
ACUUCUUGACUUGGGUUUCUUAUGUUUCCAUCCUAACACUCAUCACUCAUCUCUCUCUCUCUCUCUCUGUGCGUUGUUGGGUUUGUUUUAGAUUCUUUGAUGGGUAUUUUGGAGAAGAAAUCCAUGGCUGGGAGGCUUCUGCUAUUCCUUUUAGCAGUUUCAGCUGCUACAGCUGAUGAAGAUGUGUUUAUCGGCGUGAAUAUAGGGACAGACCUCUCAGACAUGCCACACCCAACGCAAGUUGUAGCCCUCCUGAAAGCUCAGCAAAUUCGACAUGUCCGGUUAUAUGACGCUGACCGUGCCAUGCUUGUUGCACUUGCAAACACAGGAAUUAAAGUUAUGAUAUCUGUCCCGAAUGAGCAGAUCCUUGGAAUUGGCCAAUCUAAUGCAACUGCAGCUAAUUGGGUAUCCCAGAAUGUAGUAGCACAUUACCCAGCUACAAAUAUCACAGCCAUAGCUGUUGGCUCAGAGGUUCUCACCACGCUCCCAAAUGCUGCAAAAAUCCUGGUCAAUGCUCUCAAGUACAUUCAAUCAGCUCUUGUGGCAUCCAAUCUUGACCGCCAAAUCAAAGUUUCAACUCCUCUUUCUUCCUCUAUUAUCCUUGAUUCGUUCCCACCUUCCCAAGCCUUCUUUAAUCGCUCACUGAAUCCAGUUUUGGUCCCCAUGCUUAGUUUCUUGCAGUCCACAGGAUCGUUUCUCAUGCUCAACAUAUACCCAUACUACGAUUACAUGCAAUCAAAUGGUGUCAUUCCAUUAGAUUAUGCACUCCUCAAAUCCCUCCCUCCAAACAAAGAAGCUAUUGAUUCCAACACGCUUCUUCAUUACGCUAAUGUUUUUGAUGCUGUAGUUGAUGCAGCAUAUUAUGCCAUGGCUUUCCUUAACUUCACUAAUGUUCCGAUCAUAGUGACAGAAUCAGGCUGGCCUUCUAAGGGAGAUUCUAAUGAGCCAGAUGCAACAUUAGAAAAUGCCAAUACUUACAACAGCAAUUUGAUCAGGCACGUGCUGAACAAAACUGGAACUCCCAAACAUCCUGGACUUGCUGUUAGUACUUUCAUUUAUGAACUCUAUAAUGAGGACACAAAACCUGGACCCGUCUCAGAGAAGAACUGGGGACUGUUUGAUGCAAAUGGGACACCUAUCUACAUUUUACGCUUGACAGGAUCAGGAGCAGUAUUAGCAAAUGAUACAACAAACCAAACUUUCUGUACUAUGAAGGAUGGAGCUGAUCCGAAAAUGCUUCAGGCUGCGCUAGAUUGGGCUUGUGGACCUGGCAAGGUGGAUUGCUCAGCUUUACUGCAGGGACAACCAUGCUACGAGCCUGACGAUGUGGCUGCACAUGCAACAUAUGCAUUUGAUACUUACUACCAUCAGAUGGGAAUGACUUCCGCGUCAUGCGACUUCAAUGGAGUGGCUACAAUCACCACAACAGAUCCAAGCCAUGGUUCCUGCAUAUUUCCGGGAAGUCUUGGCAAGAAUGGCAGCAUGGCAAACAUCACGGCUCCAUCGUUAAAUUCGACUAGUGUGGAUUCUUCUUCCUACAACUUCCACAGCGAUGCUUUUAAAAACAUUCUGCUGAUACUUGGAGUUGUCCUCGGCAGUGCAGUUUUCUUGUAGGCAGGUAGGUAGGUAGAUACACUUGGAAAACAUUCAGAGAUUUUGAGAUAGAUGGUGCUCAGGGGGUGCGUUGUUUCGCUUUGCUUGGAGGAGGAAAGGUUCUAGGUAGUAGUAGUAAGCAGGUAAUUUUAGACAAUUGGUCCUCUCAAUUUUGUUAAAUACAAAGCCGAAUGGCCUGAGCUUCAACUGUUUGGUUCACAUUCUUUUAAAUCCAAAGUUCCAUUUUCUUUGUU